This is a messenger RNA of Mobula hypostoma (lesser devil ray), 4238 nucleotides long. RefSeq names its product galectin 8a (gene lgals8a). Gene Ontology annotation, molecular function: carbohydrate binding. The record is from RefSeq and is a predicted model, not a curated record. NCBI's taxonomy places the organism in Eukaryota, Metazoa, Chordata, Chondrichthyes, Myliobatiformes, Myliobatidae. The coding region runs from base 106 to 1041 and encodes 311 amino acids. The transcript has 9 exons. Gene Ontology annotation, cellular component: cytoplasm.
UUACGUUAUUCCCGCGACGUUCGGUGUGCCGGAAGAGCGUUGUGUAGACGAGUCUCACUCCGGGAGUUAGGUUCAGCGCGUCUCUGUCGGCCAACUUGUUUUCCGAUGGAUAAUCCGACGAUAUUUAACCCGGUUAUGCCAUUCUUGGGAGCAAUUUUUGGUGGAUUGAGACGUGGGCAGAUGAUUGCAGUCCAAGGGAUUUUGCCCAAAGCGAGUGAUAGAUUUCAAGUGGAUUUUCAAUGCGGAAGCAGCAAGCAACCUCGUGCAGACAUUGCCUUCCAUUUCAACCCACGUUUUCAGAGGUCGGAAUAUGUGGUUUGCAACACACUUGAAAGGGAAAAAUGGGGACGUGAGAUGAAAAAAUAUGAGAUGCCAUUCAAGAGAGGAGAGCCAUUUGAAAUCAUUUUCUUUGUGAUGGUGGACAAGUUCAAGGUUGCAGUUAAUGGGAAACAUUUCCUGGAUUACCAGCACAGGAUGAGUCUGGACAGAGUUGAUACACUUGGAAUUAGUGGUGCUGUUCAAAUUCAAACCAUUGGCUACUUGGAUAAUGCUGAGCAGGACAAUCCAUAUUCUGACCUUCCAAUAAAGAAAACAAAUACAGAUGGGAUUCAGUCAAAACCAUCAAAUGCCCUAUUGACUGUCCCUUAUAUGGGUAAAAUUAAGGAUGGAUUGAGCCCAGGUCGGGUAAUCACCAUUCAGGGUAAAGUCAACAACAAUCCGGACAGAUUUUCCAUUGAUCUCCGAUCAAGUGCCUCCGCUGAUAUUCUGUUGCAUCUGUCACCGCGUUUCAAGGAGAAAGUUUUUGUCCGAAACUCUUAUCUCCAUCAAAGUUGGGGAGAAGAGGAGAGAAAAAUAGAUCAUUUUCCAUUUAAUCCAGAUGCAUAUUUUGAGAUUAUCAUUUAUUGUGGUUCUGACUGCUUCAAGAUAGCUGCAAAUGGGCAGCACUUGGUAGAUUACAAGCACCGGUUCACUGACUUAAAUAAAAUAGAUAUGUUGGAGAUGAACGGAAAUAUCCAGUUGAUCAAUGUUCAGACUUGGUAGGUAGAGGGAAAACUGUCUAAUAUUAAACAUCAAUGCCAGACAAACUGAGCAUGAAUAAUCUACCCAAAUUCUGUUUCCAAUUCCAGAAAGAGCAUGUGAUCAAAUUGAGAAGAGUUUGUUUUAUGGGGACUGUUGAAUGAUAUUUGAAGACCUAUUUAUGGCUUUUGCUUAAAGUUGUUUUACUGAGUCCACUUGAAGCCAUCUUUGAUGAUUGCAUCAUUUCUAUAGAAGGUCAACUCCUCAAAAAAUCUCAAAUAAACCUAAAUGCAUUUUCCUUCAGCAUUUGGGUCAUUUUGCUUUGGAAUACAAAACCUGCAAGCUUGUCAAAAAAUCUUUACAUAUAUUCACAAUAUUUAGAAAAUUUUGAUAAGUUAAACCUGGGAUAACCAUAAAGCUGUAAUUUUAGUAUCUUCAAUAGACAGCUAUAUACCAGCAUCUGUAAGUCUCAUUGAAGAACGCUUUGUGACUGACUUUGUGCUGAUGUGAACUUCAAGCUGAAAUGUGUUACAAACGGAGAAACAAUUUUGAAGCUUGACUUAAUUGGCACCCGCAGUGUGAAUGUACAGUAUGUUUCUUAAAAUGUGCCCUCAAAAGAUUUUCAGAUUUCUCUACAAUUCUCAUCUCAAAAUGGCUUGUCUUGAAUAUGCAAGGCUGAAACAGUCAUUGCAAUCCACUUGCAUCUUUUUAAUUAGUCCACUAGCCCUAAAUUUAUCUUUAAAUUUAUAUUAGUCCUACUACUGCAAUAUGAAGUUUGCACACUCUGCAUCCAGAAUUGUACACAGUAUUUCAAAUGAAUCUUCAAACUUUUACAGAUGUGUCAGUUGUACAGAUAUCUGUCCACAAUCUUGCAUUUCAACAUCACUGCUUUAUGCUGAAUUGCAGUAUUUAAAAAUUAUUGGCUGAACUUAAUUACAAAUGAAAUCAAAAAUUACUGCUACAAUGAAUUACAAAUGCAAUAAAUUUCUAUAUCACUCUUAUCUGGUAAUCAAAACGGUUUAAAGUCACCUUUCUGUUUGGCUAUAUGUAAGGUUUUUUUCACCUUGAUCUUUGGUUUAGGAUUAUAUUUUCAAUACAAUUGCUAAAUUUUUGGAACAUUAUAGUUCUAUACACCUAUUCUUUAAAAGUCUGAAGUGCACAAACUAACAGGUUAUUGAAGUGAUAGUUUCACAGAACUGAAGUUCAUUUGAGAUUGUGGGUAUGUUGAGUCAUUGAAUAUUUCACUGCUUCCAACUCUACCUUUGCUCCCUAUUCCAAUCACCUGUAAUUUACAAAGCAAAGCACUUCAAUUCAUCUUGUCCUGUGGGCUGAGAUUUCCAGUUUGCUAUUAGUGAUGAGAAUUUGUACAUCAUUAUUUGAGUAAAAGUUCAUUCAAACUUAAUUCAUAAUGUAGUUACUGUCUGCCAGACAUAUCUGUUAACUUGAAGCAGACAUCUUUUGUGCUUUGUAUUUUAAAUUUUGUAUAUAGAUAAGGUCUACUACUUGAAUUUGCAAUAACCUUGCUGUUGAGAAUGUAUUAACUAAAUCCAGGACAUUUUAUAUUCUUUUGGCAGACAUCGUUUACACACUCCUAUCAGCCUAGUAAAUUAGCUUGCUUAAUGAGUGAGAACUUCUUGAAGUUCUUAAAGUUGGGUUUAAAGUUAAAGAUUUCACCUGUACUGCAUAUUGUUUACAAAAAUUAAAACUCAUCCUAUGUUCAUUCUAUAAAUUUUGGUUGUCCAUGGCGUUUAAUCCAUUACUUCCAACAGAUUUAAUGUCCUGCAGAAAUCAGGGAUAGCUCUCAGGAGAUGCUACACUGUUAUUCAUUUAUAAGAGACCAAAAGCUUAAGAAUUUAAUUGAUUUAAGUUUGUUUUUGUUGGUUUCACUGGAGUCAAAUCAGAUUUCACGUUGGACCUGCAAUCCAUAAAUUUAGUGAGGGGCUUAAGCAGUGUUGCAAGUAAUGCAAUUAGGUCGUAGCUUCUUGGACCAUUUCACAGGUGUGCUUGUGAUAGGAGCAUCAUUGCACAGUAUUUUUUCCCUUCAGAAUGUAUCAGGAGUCCACUAUGACCAAGGACCAUUCUACACUUAAUCCAUUUACCACAACUUAAGCACAAGCCUUCUACUUCCUUACAGUUUACAUGUUCAUCUGAAUGGGUAAAUGUUCUGAGUUUAUUUGUCCACUAUGCAUGCUGUCAUUGUUCCAGCUUCCAGCUAUCCUCUGGAUGCUAACGUUCUUGCUCUGAUCCUCUAACCUCAUGCUUUGGAUCUAUCUUCUCCUGAUUUGCAUUCUAUUUCUGUGGGAAGAAAUUACCUUUUAUCUACACCCUCCUAAUUUUGCAUGGCUUUUAGCUUGCCCUUCUGCAAGGAAACCAAGUCAGCUGCUCCACGCUCGCAGCUUAAAUGCUCUAUCUGAUGGAACACUGAGAUGAAUGGCCUCCCAAUUAUGUCUGCCUCAGAUUGUGGCAAUGUGUAUUUCAGUUGUGGUUGACCCAGUGGUUUGGAAAACAAACUAUACCAUAAUGUACCUAUGCUGCCAUCUUCAGGGAUCUUUGGGCAUUGCACUCUGACAUCCUAAUCAUCAGUACAUGGCAGGGCCAAACCAUUCAAUGAAAAGACUGACAUUGAUAGUCCAUCAGCUUGCCUCAGGAUUUAAUUCCAUUUACCAGUGUGUCACCUGGAUUAGCGAGUGAUUGGACUGUGACCAUCCCUCAUGGCUAUCAACACCACUGAUUUUUGUUUAUCCCUGAACUACUAAUUAUACCUUUUACAAUUUGGAUAUAAAAGUAGAAGUGGUGGAUAGCACCCAGUCUGUCACAGGCAAAACCCUUCCUCACCAGUGAGUACAUUUACAUGUCGCACUACUGAAAACAAAGCAACAUCGACCACCCUAGGCUAUGCUCUCUUUUUUUCCUACUACCAUUGGGUAGGAGGUACAGGAGCCUUAGGUCCCACACCACCAGGUUCAAGAACAAUUAUGCUACAACUAUGAAGCUCCUGAACCAGUGUGGAUAACUUCACUCACCACCACUCUAAACGGAAUCUGCAGGUUGUAGAAUUAGUUCAAAGGCCUCUUUACAAUGCAAGUUCACAGUAUUUUAAGUUGCACGUUUUUUUUUGGUCAGUUUUUGUUUAUGUAUAAUUUUUCAAAUUCUAUUGUAUUUUUUUUCCUGUAAACACCUGCAUGAAAAUGAAUCUCAAGGUAUAUAAUUUGAUAAUAAAU